Molecule: messenger RNA, 2309 nt
Organism: Sardina pilchardus (European sardine)
Lineage: Eukaryota; Metazoa; Chordata; Actinopteri; Clupeiformes; Clupeidae
Exons: 2
Coding region: 418-1932 (504 amino acids)
Biological process (GO): regulation of transcription by RNA polymerase II
Cellular component (GO): chromatin; transcription regulator complex; PcG protein complex
Molecular function (GO): DNA-binding transcription factor activity, RNA polymerase II-specific; RNA polymerase II cis-regulatory region sequence-specific DNA binding
Source: RefSeq, a predicted model, not a curated record
ACACCGAGGAAAGCGACAAGGGAGUGAAAACGAAGCGGAAUUAGUCAAUGAGAGAGAGAGGGAGGAGAGGAGAGAGGGAGAGAGGAAAGAAAAGGAGUGCGCGACACGGAGGCUGCUGGACUCUUGGGCCGAAGAGGACGUGGCGGGUCCGGCAGAGGUUUACCCUUUCAAUCACGACGGCGAGCCGAAGACGUAAAAAAACAAUGAGCUGGAGAAACAGCAGAGUCCUUGGAGAUCAGCACUUACCCUAACCCAGGGAACAAGCCUUGGCACCCAUCACGGAAAACAGAACGUGGCCUCUUCUAUUUUUCUCAGGUGUAAGGCCACCGUAACAUAUCAUAAUCAUUUUGUUCUAAAGCACAACCUCUGCUCCCAUAGCGGAAGCCAUAGCCCGCGUGAGGACUGGACUCUCCCGCCAUGGCAGAGCUGGAGAGUGAGUGUAUCUCUAUAGGGCUAAGCACUCUGGCGUCCGAGUGCGGCUCCCCGCCACUGGACCCGCUUCGACCAGAGUGCAGCACGCCGACCUUACACCUGCUCUCCUCCGACUGCCCGACGCCCAACCUCAACGCGCUGGCGUCCGAGAUCGUUGAGCCCAUGGUCAUGCUGCCGUGCGUGAAGACGGAGCCGCCGGACCUGGAGCCGAUCCACACGGUGGACCUGUCGGAGAUCCAGCCGCUCAGCAUGGCCGAGCUCGGGUCGGACCGGGUCAAGAUGGAGCUCAGCGGGCUGGACUACAUCAAGUCGGAGCACCACGGCGCGCACCACUGCGCCCACAUGCACUCGUUCCACGGCACCGAGCUGGACUCGUACAAGAGUCACUACGAGCCCAGCCUGGUGUUCGACUACAUCACGCACGUCUCCGACAGCCUGGAGUACAUCAAGUCCGAGCAGCACGCCGACCUGCAGUGCUACUACGCCACCGAGCUGAGCGCCAUCAAAACCGAGUACGAACCCAACCUCAUGUCCAGCCACAUCAGGUCCGAGAUCAACGGCCUCGAGUCCAUCCACAUGGCGGAGCUGCGAACCGAACUUAAUAAGCUGAGGCCGGACUCCCUCAUCGACGGCAUGGGGAAAAUGGAGUCCGAGUUCCCGGGUAACGACGUGUACGAGCUCGGCUCCGGCUCGGAGACGAAAGGCUCGCUGGAGACGGGCCACAUGGGGACCAAAGGGCACAGCGCGGGUCCGCGGAAGCCUCGCAACCUCAACGGCGAGAAGCCGUUCUCCUGCACGCAGUGCGGCAAGACCUUCAGCACUCUGGGGAACCUCAAGACGCACCAGCGCAUCCACACAGGCGAGCGGCCCUACAUCUGUCCGCAGUGCGGCAAGAGCUUCGGCCAGGCGGGCAACCUGAAGCGCCACCAGCUCAUCCACACCGGGCAGAAGCCCUACACCUGCGCACACUGCCCCAAGGGCUUCACCAAAGCGGACGACCUCCGCUCGCACCAGCGGCUGCACACGGGCGAGAAGCCCUUCUGCUGCCUCACGUGCGGCAAGAGCUUUAGCCAGUCCAAGGAACUCAAAACGCACCAGCUGAGCCACACGGGCGAGCGUCCUUUCUGUUGCCCGCACUGCGGCAAGACCUUCGUCAAGGAGACCAGCUUUCGGAACCACCAACAGAUCCACACCGGCGAGAAGCCUUACACGUGCUCCGAGUGUGGCAAGACCUUCAGCAAUUCAGGGGUCCUCAAAACGCACGAGAAGAUCCACUCGGGCGAGCGUCCGUUUGGCUGCACGCAGUGCGGCAAGAGCUUCGGGCGCUUAGGACAUCUUAAAGCACACCAGCAGAUUCACACGGGAGAGCGGCCGUACGCGUGCUCCCACUGUGGCAAGAACUUCAGCCAGUCAGGCCACCUCAAAGCACACGAGCAAAUUCACAAACGAGAGCGGCCAGACCUUAGCAGUGGCAGCAGUCUCAGUAACGAUAGUAGCUAAAAAAAAACAAAAAACUUUUAACUUCUCAGAGUAUUAUUCCUAUUUGGUUUUUUUUAUAUAUAAAUACUACAGUAUAUAUAUAAAUAUAUAUGUUUCCUUUAUGUUUUUCAUACCUUUUUAUGUCCUUUUUGCAUUAUGUUGUUUGGGGUCCAUGUUGUGACUGAUUUGCUCUUAUGCAAGUGUCUGUUUUUUGGGAAUCAGUGGCGUGACAGAGAGCUGAGUAGAGAGCUUUGUACCUUGUCAAAACUGUGUUGUAGUGAGUGCCAUUCCAGUUGCUUUCUUCCGGUAAAAUACUCACCAUGUACACAUUUAUUGAUGAUAACAUGUAAUUCCUAAACCUUGUACUGGAAUGAGUUAUUAAAAAGAAACUAAUGUAA